Bursaphelenchus xylophilus (pine wood nematode) is the source of this 938-nucleotide messenger RNA. NCBI's taxonomy places the organism in Eukaryota, Metazoa, Nematoda, Chromadorea, Rhabditida, Aphelenchoididae. The record is from the annotation of a GenBank genome assembly.
AUGAAGUGCGCUCUCCUCCUUUGUUUCAUCGGACUUUCUGCCGUUGCUUUGACAUGUCAAGGAUAUCACAAGUAAGCGUUAUAAAUUCGGCGUAAAUUCAAACCCCCCUAUAGACGUAGUUGAUUAUACCCUGCGAUUAAACUUUGAAUUUAAAUGCAAAAUUUUGAUAAAAUACGAAAAUAUCCAGCAAAAAGAUUGACAUCUUCUUCCAGGGCCCAAUGCGAGAAAGAAAUUAGCGAAGCGGGGGAAAAAAUGGCGCCGUAUCUGCAUGAUGACAUCAAACGCCAAUAUGUCUGCAAAUUCAUUGUCGCCCUGCUGGAGACUGCCGUGAGUUCUUCAUUUACAUUAACCCUGAGGGCUUAGAGUCAGUCAAAGAAGUAAAAUAGAAAAUUUCAGUGCAAAACGCAGCAAUGCGGCCCCUGUGAACACGGACUGAUCGACUGUUUCAAGGCACAGGAAAGCACCAGCAAGUUGGUGGUGACUCCUGAAAAAUGUUGUAGCCACUGUCCUGCUUUCUCCCUCAACAGCAUCUUGGCUGAGAAAUCUUUUGGCUUUGCAUCGAAAGGGUCAAUAACAAAAAUAAAGUAUGCUUUCUGACACAAGACUCCGAUUUUGCUUCCUGGAGAGCGGUCGGGUUUUCCUGUCCACCCAUGCCGUUGCGGGCACAAAGGGCUUCGCCUGGGACAGUAGCUGUUCAUCGUAAUGGAUUUCAAGUUCAUACUGUUAAUGUUAGAUCAAUCCAAGCCGAGGGAAAAAUUGGAGCAAUCCAACAAAUCGUUGGAAACGAAAGUGAUCAGCAUGAAUUCGACAUCCCCUAUACACGACCGUUUGUGCGCUUCAGGAUGAGGUGGAUCGACGAUGCUGGCAAGAAUCAUGGCCUCCGAUGGAGCGAUCUUACACUGACCGGACAAUGGAAACCAUUAUCAUGCACUCCAUGA